Daldinia childiae is the source of this 2256-nucleotide messenger RNA. RefSeq lists its product as uncharacterized. The record is from RefSeq and is a predicted model, not a curated record. The coding region runs from base 1 to 2256 and encodes 751 amino acids. The transcript has 2 exons. NCBI's taxonomy places the organism in Eukaryota, Fungi, Ascomycota, Sordariomycetes, Xylariales, Hypoxylaceae.
AUGGCUUUCGAGUCUUUGGCUCGUUGCCUCUUAAUAUGGAUUACCCUUUCAGCCAGCGUCACCGCUGGUGCGAAGCUCGGUGGUGAUAUCGCGGCCUUGGUACCAACAUGUGCUCAGCCCUGUCUGGAGUCGUUCGUAGUGGCCAACUACCCAUCGACAGACUGCACACAGAAUCCGACGUUACAAUGCAUGUGCUCGGAGCAAUCACAUUCGGGAUACACGAUCGGGGAGGGAGCACUACAAUGUAUUAGUACCGAAGCACAACGUGGAAUAUGUGAUAAAAAGGACAUUACCAGUUCUGUUAAGCGCGAUGCCUAUCUUAUGUGCUCUAAUGUGCCAAAUGCGCUACCAAACACGCAUGCUGUCCUAACGGCCACAAUCGCAAACUCCCCAACUGGAGUGCCAGCGUCGAUAGUCGUUCCCUCACCAACUCAAACCGGAUCGACGGUCGAGGCUGCUUCCUCAUCAUCCGACUCAUCAAACUCUCUCACGGGCGGUCAAAUUGCUGGAAUCGUUAUUGGCGUCAUCAUCGCCAUCAUAAUCAUAAUAGCUGCUAUCUUCUUUGCUAGACGUAUGCGCAGACGGAAUUAUCAAGGGCUUAAGAGUAGAUCUCCCGAUAUGGCGGAGAGAGGCGGAGUUGAGACACCCGAGUCGGGGAACUUCAUGUCGGCGCCGUCCCGUAGUUUCACGGAUCUUGAAACGCCACCACAGCUGCCACAACAUCGCACAGCAUCGCCGCUGUUCCCUGCUUCUCCUAUGCCGCCUCGUACUCCACCCAGACUUCCCUCGCCUAGCCCUUUCCUUUCACCAGCCCCCAGUCAGGAGUCCUUUGGGCUCGGCAUCUCACGCUCUUUAAGCUCAACCCCAGCUUCAAUGUCGUCCCAGAUUCCAGUUAAUAGACCAACAUCAAAACUCCUCCCCGCCAAACCCACUAUGGAAUUUACAGCUCCUCCUCCUCGACCUCCUCCGCCACCAAAAGACCUAUUCAAGUCGGACGCAGUAUUAUCUCGCGAGUCAUCUGCGCGUACACAACAGACCAACAAGACUAGUCUCCUAACAAAUAUGACAGGAGUAACACCUGCGUAUAUCACUGAUAAAUUUGGAAACUGGGUACGGAACAACAAACACCGCCAAUCUGAUCAGAAGCAGGUCUCGGCGGUUGCAGAACUCGACACAUAUACCCCUCUGACCAUGGCGCCAAUAGAGAAGAGAGAAGAGGAGACCGAGACGAUCUCGGCAGCAGUCUCGGCUGCUUACGGAAUUCCUAACAAGCCACCGUCAGCCUUCUUAUCUAAAAAGCGUUCUACUAAAAGGCAUCAACGCUCUUCCAGCGUAUAUUCACAAGAUAGUUUAGCCCGCCGCACUCGUUUAAUGUCUUAUGGUGGACAUGGGAUCCAGCGCGGCCGAUCUGAUACGUCUUUAUCCGACGACUCUUUUACAACAAUCAACUCCUAUUCGACGAGUUCGGUAAAUGAAGAUAUUGACAGGCUUGAUGGGACUCAUUUGUCGCACCCCCCAACACCGAGAGAUCUAACACGUACCCCUACCCCCGAGCUUGCCCAAGCCAAAUACGUCGAUGUCUCAGGACGCCUCAACCGAGCUUUACUUCAAAUCGACCCCACGAAUAGGGCCUCAUUUUCAAACUCGCCUCCUGGCCAGCCCAGCCCGACAUUGAAGGGCGACGCUAUCCUUUUGAAAGAUGGCAACUCACCUUAUCCUAAACCUUUAAAGCCUAAACGUCAAGACAGUGCUCAGACGUCAAAAACAAGCCUAAUUAGCGAGACGGAAUUGGUACGGCCUCCUCGGCUCGACGACACGCGUCCGUCAAUCCAGAGUCCGCUAUCACGUUUCUCACCGCGGUUACCCAAUGACGAGGCUUGGUUCCCGGACAGGCUUCAAACACCUCCGGGGCAAAUCUCUGGGACCGAAGCUUCACCUAGUCCUUUGGUAAUUGACAGGCACCGAACUCCGUCUCCCAUGUCAUUGCGAUCGGGCUCGGGGGACCAACCGCGUCCACAUAUAGCACGUGCGGUCUCGCCUUUGAGCCAGGCACAAACAAACCAAAGCAACGCGGGUGCUAGCUCGCUAUUGGCAAAACGCCUUGGAAACGGCAAGGCGGUAGAACUCGCACUUGAUCCUAAGAAUAAUAAAUUAAGCCCGCCCUCUCCUAGAGGUUCCCUUCCUGCUACACCAACGUGGCAGCCGAAGCUGACUCCUACGAGACAUGGCGAUGACCUGUACCUCAGUGUGCAAUAG